Molecule: messenger RNA, 6458 nt
Organism: Numida meleagris (helmeted guineafowl)
Lineage: Eukaryota; Metazoa; Chordata; Aves; Galliformes; Numididae
Gene: KLHL3
Product: kelch like family member 3
Exons: 15
Coding region: 369-2036 (555 amino acids)
Biological process (GO): protein K48-linked ubiquitination; monoatomic ion homeostasis; renal sodium ion absorption
Cellular component (GO): cytosol
Molecular function (GO): protein binding
Source: RefSeq, a predicted model, not a curated record
CCGGCACACCUGAGCCCAGUGCUUCAGGCUGACCUGCAGUUCAGGACUCCUGUUCCCCACACAGCAUUAUUUCACCUGGUGGGCUGUAGGCUUCGUGAAAAGACCAAAUCUCCCGAGAAUAAACCGUAAUCGGGAUUAUCAGCUGCACUGCUGGAACGGGAUUUUGCCACUGCAGAGCUGUGGAGUUGAUCUCGUUGCAGGAAGGAAGAGCAGUUCUGAGGAGAGGAGUUGUUUGACUUGAGCUGGCGGGCGGGAGAGGAGCGCUGCCACAGGGCCGAGGAGAUUCCAGCAUUAAGCAGAGUUCCCGAUCCUCUGAGGCAGGUGAGGAUGAAAAGGACCAGCGCACAGUGACGGUCAACCCCUCGCACAUGAGAAAGGCGUUCAAGGUCAUGAAUGAAUUGCGGAGCAAGCGACUCCUCUGUGACGUAGUGAUUGUGGCUGAAACCGUGGAGAUGGAAGCCCACCGUGUGGUCCUGGCGGCCUGCAGCCCUUAUUUUUGUGCGAUGUUUACAGGAGACAUGUCUGAAAGCAAAGCCAAGAAGAUCGAGAUAAAAGACGUGGAUGGGCAGACACUGAGGAAGCUGAUUGAUUAUAUCUACACAGCUGAGAUAGAGGUCACGGAAGAGAACGUGCAGGUAUUGCUGCCAGCUGCUAGUUUAUUGCAGUUGAUGGAUGUUAGAAAAAACUGCUGUGACUUUCUUCAGUCCCAGCUGCAUCCCACAAACUGCCUUGGAAUUCGAGCUUUUGCAGAUGUGCACGCAUGCACUGAGCUGCUGCAGCAGGCCAAUGCCUACGCAGAGCAGCACUUUCCUGAAGUGAUGCUAGGAGAAGAAUUUCUUAGCCUUAGUCUGGACCAGGUUUGCAGUUUAAUAUCAAGUGACAAGCUCACAGUCUCCUCUGAAGAAAAGGUCUUCGAAGCGGUCAUUUCUUGGAUAAAUUACGAGAAGGAGUCUCGCUUAGAGCACAUGGCUAAGCUGAUGGAGCAUGUUCGCCUCCCCCUUUUGCCCAGAGAUUACCUUGUACAGACAGUUGAAGAAGAAGCUUUAAUCAAGAAUAACAACACAUGCAAAGACUUCCUUAUCGAGGCCAUGAAGUAUCAUUUGCUUCCUCUGGAUCAAAGGCAAUUGAUCAAGAAUCCCAGAACAAAGCCAAGGACUCCUGUCAGCCUGCCGAAGGUGAUGAUUGUGGUGGGCGGGCAAGCGCCCAAAGCCAUCCGCAGUGUGGAGUGCUAUGACUUUGAGGAGGAGCGGUGGGACCAGGUUGCUGAGCUUCCCUCCCGGAGGUGUAGAGCAGGCGUGGUGUUUAUGGCUGGCAAUGUUUAUGCUGUCGGAGGCUUUAACGGAUCUUUAAGGGUACGCACCGUUGACGUGUACGAUGGCGUGAAGGACCAGUGGACAUCCAUAGCCAGCAUGCAGGAAAGAAGAAGCACUUUGGGUGCAGCUGUGCUCAAUGAUCUCCUGUAUGCCGUGGGCGGUUUUGAUGGCAGCACCGGUCUGGCAUCAGUUGAGGCCUAUAGCUAUAAAACCAAUGAGUGGUUUUUUGUGGCUCCCAUGAACACAAGAAGAAGCAGUGUUGGAGUUGGAGUUGUGGAGGGUAAGCUCUAUGCUGUGGGGGGUUAUGAUGGAGCAUCUCGCCAGUGCCUUAGUACUGUAGAGCAGUACAACCCGGCCACCAACGAAUGGACCUACGUAGCUGACAUGAGCACUCGACGCAGUGGUGCAGGUGUCGGUGUUCUCAGCGGGCUGCUGUACGCGACCGGUGGGCACGAUGGGCCCCUGGUCAGGAAGAGUGUGGAAGUCUACGACCCAGGAACAAACACCUGGAAGCAAGUAGCAGACAUGAAUAUGUGUCGAAGAAAUGCAGGUGUGUGUGCGGUGAAUGGUCUCCUCUAUGUGGUGGGAGGAGACGAUGGUUCCUGUAACUUGGCCUCUGUGGAAUACUACAACCCCAUCACGGACAAGUGGACAUUGCUGCCAACCAGUAUGAGCACAGGAAGGAGUUAUGCAGGUGUUGCUGUGAUUCACAAACCAUUGUGACACACAGUCAAGCCAAUGCGAGGAGCAGAAGUGACGUGGAUCCAGCUAGGUGGCGUUGGGAAGAUGACUGACCUCAGCCUUGACCCAUCUCAUUGCUGUUACGUCUUCGCCUGACAAGUGAUCUGUUACAAACCUCAUCUGCUCUGCGGUGGAUUGCGCAGCAAAGUGAAAGUCCUUCUGGGGACAUGUUCCAUGCUAGACACGAGGUGUUGCUUGUUAUCUGUGGUGCAAUCAACUGUUUUUCUCAAUGGCUAGUGUCCUGAGAUAAACACGGUGCUUGAACUGCGGGCACUGAGUCUCCUGUAUGAAACAAAAGCGCUACGUUUGGGCAUGUGAGUAAAGAUGAACGCUUCUGGAUUUCUUCACUACUGAUGCUCCGUACCCAUUGCUGGUUGAACUACUUUCUCACUGUUCCCUGAGGGCAGACCUUACUACUGACAGUGGAAACUUCUGAGUACCAACUGAGAAAAGCAGUCAGCAGGGACAGACUGGAACAGGGUGCUCUGGCUUGAGUGUGACGCUGUCCCAGUCAUACGUUUGUACGUGCCACUGGACUGCUGUGUGUAUCCCUGCAAUGCUUGUCGUAUGGUGGAAAUAAAUACCAUGUGAUUUUUCUACUUGCCACGAAUGCUGUUUCCUGUACAUGCUGGGCUCUGCCUUCCCUGGGGCUGAUGUCUCAGCAGCUCCACCACACAAAACUUCUCAGCCCUCCCAAAAAAGUGCUGCUCUGACAGGGUUCGUUGCUCCUGUGAAACAAAUACUGCUUGAAUAGAAACUAUUCCUUACCCAUGCAUCUCCCUGGUGUUGCCAGCUGUGCUGAAAGCCCCGGUUCUAACUCUGUCCAGCAUUUCAAUGCCAUAGUAGAGCAUUUAGAUGUCAAAGAUCUUAUGGUGCCAUUAAUGUAGAAAGUACCAACAGCAAGAACCCUGUCAGUCAGGCAGUGGUUAACGAGCAAGGUAAUGUGCAGUGUCUUAAUGCUUCCAGAGUGUGGAGAUCUCUCUAAUCACUGUCAUUGUAACUGUUAUUUUAAUCUUCCCUGUACUGAAGGUGUUCUACUGGUAGUGCAAAGCAUUUAUAUGAUUAUUCAAAAACAAAAUCGGAGGCAAAUCUAGAUACAGCUGUGAUGCAGUCGUCUUGCUUACAUCACACAUCCUCAGAGCUUUCUGUUUAAGAGGAUUGCUUGACUUUCACAGACCUUUGUUUGCCUCCUGGUGAGCUCUGACAUACAGUGUACAGGAAUGCAGACUCCCAAAGUACUCUCCUGCUGUAUUCUUUUUUUUUUUUUCUUCUUUUUUCUUUUUUUUUCUUUCCCAUCUCACUUAACUUUGAUUGAUGUGGCCUUCUGUGAGGGCUUGUCUCGCUCCUUUUCCAUGUAGAUCAGCUGAGGCUUUCUGCUGGGGCAGCUGGCCUGCAGGACCAUAUCUGCCCGUGUUACUGCUGAGCUCCAGCACUUAAUGCUGUUCUUUUCCUGGUGUAUUUCUCCAUAGAUCUGUCAAAAACACUCCAGGCAAACUUCUGCAGUAGGAUAGAAAAAUACCCAGGAAUCGAUUUCAGAGGGAUCUAAGGCUAAAUCACCUCGUGCAGCUUUACUAGGUGCGGAUGUUAGUUCUGUAAAUAAGAACAUUUUAGUGUUGGAGUUGACGUGGUCCUUGUAACGUGGGUGCCUGCUCUCUCUGGGGGAAAGAGUGCCUACCCCUGCUGCUUCACUUCCCAUGGAGGAGGGCUAACAAUAAUAAGUCCUUUCUGUAAUAGCCUUUAAGUUUCAUUGUAAGUUAAGUUUCAAUUUGCCAUGAAACAUGCUAAAAUAGCAUCAUUUGCUGCUUUUUGUGAUGGCUGGUCUUAUUGUAAAAGCUAUUGAGGCUGGUGGGAAUGUAUCCCAGGCUGAAGCUGGCUUUGUAUCAGAGUCCUGAGAUGCAUCUUUACAGUGACAUAAGCAAGGGGAUGCCUUGGCUUGGAGUGACUUUACCCCUAAAGCUGAUUGCCAGGUGUUUCCCUUGCAUGCAGCCUGUGGGAAUAUGGCAUAAAAUGGGAUGGGCAAAGCUUUUUGGUCUGAUAUCAUCUCUUGUUGGAUGGAGAUCAGUCAGCAAGAUGGACACGUAUUGAGCGUGCCUGUCUCUCAUUAGGUCUCAAAUCAAGAUAGGAAACAUAAGGCUAAAAAGCUUUGUCAUAGCCAACGAUAGCUGCCAAACUGUCAUCACUGGAGCAAAGGCAAACGUUAGCAAGAGAUUGAGAGUUUGUGGGUUAGAGAUUUAAAAAAAAAAAGUGCUAAAGAGAUGCAAGUCUGAAGUUUGCUGGGUUUCUCAGAUGUUGUGAAUGGUGAAUGUGCUUGAAAGCCGGGUCAUUUUUUCCCCGAUUUACAUUGCUUUGUAAACCCUCCUCGUUUAGAAGGAAAACUGCUUUGGGUGAUUCUCUGCUAUUGUAAAAUGGCAUUUGUUGACACUGGUGCCAAGGCCUGCAGCUUGCUGGACAGGGCUAGGACUCGGUGCUGGCCGCCCAUCGCCGGUGCUCCUGGCUGCAGCCGCGGCUCCUCCACCCCAGACAAUUCUCCUUUUCCUUCUCAAAUGUUGCAGUGUUAUGCAAGUCAAGUGACCUCGUUUUCCAGCUAUGCAAUAUGAACAACUGUAACACACGGAGAACCAGCUGUAUUCCCCCCUCCCCUUGAAAUGCUUUUGGAAUUUGUCUGUCUUUGGCGUGUCGUUCCGUGUUUGUAUGAUUCACUCCGAGCACCUGAGCCAGGCCCUUUCAGGACUGCCUUUUUCUAGGACUGAAAGCGUAGCACUAGCGCUAACAACUUUUACUGUAAAUAUUUAUUUUUAAUAAGAAUUUUAAAUAACUUUUGGAUUGCUUUUUAUGGCCGUCUGUGACACCCGUGUUGAAUUCUGGAUCUGAUUCUUACGCUCCUGUGCACUUCGUGCUGGCUGUGACGUAGCUGUGAAUGUGUAUGGUUCCUGCACAAGAAAUUUCACGUUGUAACCGAGAUCUGGGAUAGCUCUUACGUUGGUUCUAACGCAGUGGAAGGACAGCAUUGGGCUCAACGUCCUGAAGCGAAUUAAAAUCCGUUACCUCAGUCACCAGUGCCCUCUGAGAUCGCUAGCUAUUUGGAAACAAUCUCAGUGCUCUGAUGUAACUUCCUUUCUGUUUGCUUUCCGCUCAGCUCGGUGGACAAGCUGCCUGCCUCGUGCCGUGUGAGCGCUGCUUGCGGAUGGAGAUGUGAUGCGCACGCAAAGCCCACGAGCUGCCAAAAAUGAUGGAGAUCUUGCAGGAGGCUUUGUCAAAGCUUUACAGACUGAUCUCAGGCGGCUUCCCCGUGGUGGCCUGCUGGGAAUGGGAAGGCUUUUCUCAGCUCUUUUGGGGGGUCUCCGUGUGCUGACCCCUAUGGGAUUGUGGCACUGGGUUUCCAGGUUUUCCUUGUGCAGACCCCGCAGUGUCCCCGGUGCAGGCUGGUGAAGAGGCUCACACCUUGCUGGCUCUGCGAGCAGCCCCGCACGUGUGCAGCAGGAUGGAUUUGCCUCAAGCAAUCUGUUGUUUAAACAAGUUUGAAUCAAGUCCAUCUUUUCCAUUUGUGCCUAAUAGAUAAAUUGGGGGUGAUUAAAACCAAUUUUCGGCUCAUUCAGUUUAUCCAAAUAUUUUUUUUUUUUUUUUAUAUUUGUACAGAUGCGUACAGCGCUGUAAUUCUGUAAUUACCAUAAAUUUACUCGGCGGCAUUUGCAUGACAGCCCCACGAAAGCUGAACGCUGUUCUCUCGUUUGCAGCGUUGGGAGACCACAGCCCUUGCAAUCCAGCCAUGUGUGAUGCCCGAUUCAUCCCGCUAACCCGGUGCUUCCGCAGAUAGCUGCAGCUUGAUUUUAUCCUUUGGGAUUCGUCGCUAAUAAAAGGCGGCAUCGGAGCGGCUCCCCUUGGCUUCGCGUUGUGCCCACGCAUCCCAUGCACACCCCUACAGCCUGAUGCUCAGACCGCAGGCUUUGGGAGUCUGGUAGAUAUUGUGGAGAUGAGUGAUUUUUUUUUUUUUUUUUUUCCUUCUGCCUUUGUCUUUCCGGUUUUAUAAAUUAUUUUCCUCUACAGUGACGACGAAGAAACGUUGAAGAAUUGUAAGUUGUGUAUUUUAUGUGUUAAACAACAAGCAAACCACCAACAACCAAAUGACUUUAAGAAGGAGAGAUGACUGUGAAGCGAUUCGCCUGGGUGUGAAGUUCUUUGCUUGUGUACAGCAGCCGUUGUUGGUUCCAUAGCUGACAGUGUCCCAGUUCAAGCUCAUUAGUUAAUGAAAGAUUUUGUGUGUGUGUGUGUGUGUGUGAAUGUGAAGGAUGAUGUUGCAAAGCAGUUCUCCUGACGGCUGCCAGGGGAUGGUCUUCACUGGUGUAUUUAUGACAAGAUCACGUUGUUCCCUGUACUUUAAUUUGAAUUAAAACUGGACUAAUGCAA